AAAAGGUAAUAGUCGAACUGCACUCGGGUAAAAAUCAGGUAGUAAUUUAUUGAACUGCACUCGUUCAAAAAAAGAGUUAAAAUGGAAAAACCGUGGAAACUUGUUACGAGUCGAACGUGUAUAGUGAAAACCCGUUAUAAAUAUUACGAAUCUUAUGUUUACGAACGCUACGGCGAGCGUAUCUGUUUAAUAGCAUUAUAUAUAUUAGUUUGUGAAUGCCAUUUAGAUAACGCAGAUAAUUAUUGUCACCAAAAAUCGACAAAAGAAUCGAACCUAACUGGAUAAUAAAUAGUUAUCAAUAAAAAUAUAAGAUUAAUACUUAUAUUUUAUACCGUGUAACACAUAGACUUUUGUAAACUACAUUUAGUACUCACUUUUACGUCGCUGUGUAAAUAUGGACGAUUUAAAAAUUAUUAAGAGUGAACGAGGCCGUGACUUAAUUGUGUAUUAAAGUUAUACAUUUUAUAAAGAACAAUUUGUAAAUGAGGGUGUAAAUGGCGUUGUACUCAUCGUGGUUGUCUUUCAAAAUUAUAUUUAGACGAAUGUUCUACAGUUAUUUUUCGGUGUGAGUUAAUACAUCACUAUGAAGAACCACUGAAUUUACCUCGGAAAAUGAUUUCAAACUCAGCAAAGAGAAAAGCAGCUGACCAAGUAGUUGGAAGAAUGCGUGAUCCCAGAAAAGUAGAAAGCUAUAAAUCCACAUUCAAAAAGUUGAAAAGUAAAUUUGUAGUAAACAAUGAAAAUUACAUGUCAUAUUUGGUUAGAUUGAAGAAACAAGGAUCUGUUGGAUUUCAUCAAAUAUAUCAUACAUCUAUGUAUAAAAUAAGAAAAAACAAUUAUUACCCAGGGAAUUACAUUAUUGAUAUGGAUAUCCACAAAGAAGAUUUUGAAUCAGAACUUGAUCAGUUAAAACCGAUGGAAGAAAUACCAAUUGAAAAUAUUAAUUUAACAUAAUAAAUAAUCAAGUGUAAUUUAUAUCUAUUCAAUAUUAAUAACACGUUUAAAUAUUUGUGAGCUUUAAUUUAAGGAAUUUAUUUAUUGAAAAAUAAGUGUUUCAUAAUUUCACUGAAUUUACAAUAAAUAAUAAUUAAUAAUA
Messenger RNA from Rhopalosiphum padi (bird cherry-oat aphid), 1096 nucleotides. RefSeq lists its product as uncharacterized. The record is from RefSeq and is a predicted model, not a curated record. Bases 613 to 954 code for a protein of 113 amino acids. Lineage: Eukaryota; Metazoa; Arthropoda; Insecta; Hemiptera; Aphididae. The transcript is spliced from 7 exons.